Molecule: messenger RNA, 1467 nt
Organism: Salvia miltiorrhiza (redroot sage)
Lineage: Eukaryota; Viridiplantae; Streptophyta; Magnoliopsida; Lamiales; Lamiaceae
Exons: 6
Coding region: 419-1297 (292 amino acids)
Molecular function (GO): phosphatidylinositol transfer activity
Source: RefSeq, a predicted model, not a curated record
AUUAUUGGGACUGGAGUGGGAGCUCAUUUCACACAUUCUGCGUGUGAGUGAAUGAGAGAGGACAACUAGUGCGGACUUUUGCAUGAGAAAAUCCUGAAGGUGAUAAGAGGAAAUCUCUCUCUAGAAUCCCCAUUUUUUUUGCUGGGUGAGUCACAACUGAUUUCUCUUUUCGUGUUUCUGUUCCGUUGUUAGUUCAGUCAUGUAUUAAGUUUCUGAUUCUUUGUGAACGGAUUUUUCAUGUGCUAUUAUUAUUUUAAUGUUUUUCCCCUUGGAUCUAUUGCGGGAUCGUUUCUCGGAUUUUUUGGAUCUCGAUUGCUGAAUCCAUAUCGCUUCUCGUCUAAUGGCUGAUACAUGGUGCGCUAGAAUUUGACUAAAGAUAUAAGCUCAAUUGCAACACAAGAGUAGCUCUAUACAAAUCAUGUUUUUCCGCAAGAGCAAUUCCUCUCAUGAUGGUGAGAGUGUCGAGCAGCAGCAUGAGCGCAAGUUCCAAGAGCUCAAGGCGUCUCUGGGACCAUUGUCAGGUCGCAGUCAGCAGUAUUGCUCUGAUGCAUGUUUGAAGAGAUAUCUGGAAGCUCGGAGCUGGAAUGUAGAAAAAUCAAAGAAGAUGUUGGAAGAGUCGCUGAGAUGGAGAUCAAGUUUUAAACCUGAAGAAAUCCGUUGGAAUGAAGUUGCUAUUGAAGGUGAGACUGGGAAAGUAUUCAGAGCUAACUUUCAUGAUCGACAUGGUAGGACUGUUCUUAUACUGAGACCAGGAUUGCAGAAUACAACAUCAUUGGAUAAUCAGAUGAAACAUCUUGUUUAUCUCAUUGAGAACGCCAUACUAAAUCUUCCAGAAGGGCAGGAGCAGAUGGCGUGGUUGAUUGACUUUACAGGUUGGUCUUUAAGCAACAACGUCCCUAUUAAGUCUGCAAGAGAUACUGUCAACAUACUACAAAAUCAUUACCCUGAGAGACUAGCCGUGGCGUUUCUGUACAGCCCCCCUCGCAUUUUUGAAGCAUUUUGGAAGAUUGUUAAGUACUUCUUGGAUCCAAAAACGUUCCAGAAGGUGAGAUUUGUAUACCCAAAGAACAAGGACAGCGUAGAAAUCAUGAGGUCGUAUUUUGAUGUUGAGAAUCUCCCGACUGAGUUUGGAGGCAACGCUACACUGCAGUACGACCAUGAGGAGUUUUCAAGGCAAAUGGCAAAGGACGACGUGAAAUCUGCCAAGCUGUGGGGUCUGGAGAAGCACCACCCUAAUGGUUUAAUGGGAGCAGAGGUGGCUCCGGAGCCAGAGUCCCUUGCUCCUCCAGCGAGCUAAGUAAGUUGUAUCUAAUGGCGAUGACAAAACUAAAUUAUGAUUACGAGAAUAAUGCUAAAUCUAGUGUAUAAGCUCCACAAGAAAUUAACCAAAUGGGUACUUGCAAGAAGGUUAAUACUAUAUUUUGUGUACUGUUACAGUCGAAUCUAUUCAGCCAAUUUCCCAGAGAA